GGAUAAUCGUAUAAUUGUCAUUAUUAAAUUGAUAGAAAUAAUUUUGGUGAAAGUUUUAAAUGGCUGUUUUGCAUCGAGCUUUGUUUACAUGGUUUAAUUUAUUAAUUUUUCUUAUUUUAUUGGUACUGAGACUUGAUCAAAGAAUACAAUGGAACUGGUUUAUAGUAUUUAUUCCAAUGUGGUUGUAUGAUAAUAUUUUGUUAAUAUACAUUGCAUUUAAUAUGAUAUUAUUUUGUAAAAAUGCCCACGAUCGCCUCAUUAGUCUUAGACGAAUGGUAUGGUAUAUGAUUGCGGUACUUAUGAAGCUAAGUGCUCAGAUCCUUGUAUGUUUAAAAUUAGAAGCAUUACAGUGGGUUUUACCAGCUAAAGCAGUCUUAGCACCGUUUUGGGUGUUGUUUACAGCACUUGCAGCAGAUGUUUUUGUUCAUCUUAUACAAAAUUCUAGAUAUUAAUCAAACAAAUGCAUGCCUAACAUUUA
Molecule: messenger RNA, 478 nt
Organism: Ceratosolen solmsi marchali
Lineage: Eukaryota; Metazoa; Arthropoda; Insecta; Hymenoptera; Agaonidae
Product: transmembrane protein 60
Exons: 2
Coding region: 60-452 (130 amino acids)
Source: RefSeq, a predicted model, not a curated record